AAGAAAACGCACCCAUGGGGUACGUAACCAAGAGUUAUUUUGUCUAUGUCCAAGUGUCAUGUCAUAUCAAAAACAUUUUCCUUCUACUAUUUUGUUGUUCAACAAAGUUAUUUAGAAUGUUCCUUGCUGUAUAUUAUUAUGGAAAGUCACCAACCCGAACAUGACAAAAACGGGUUGCCUGACACGUUUUGGAAGACCCCACAGCGCGUACCGGGCAGGCCCCAGCGGGGAGUGGAGGUUAUGUCUGGCUCCUCUUACCAGCAGUUCCAGGCGUCGGUGAACGACGCUUGGGACCUGGGGGACGACGAGAUCAUAUCAGGGAUCGCGGAGACGAAGAUAUCGAAAGCCAUAUCGCAUACCGCCGCUUUGAACGUUAUAAAUUCGCAUAGGAAUAGUACUAAGAAUGUAAAGACAGUGAAGACUGAAGUGGAAAGUGAAAAGGAGAAGAGGGAGGAUGCGGUGCCAGUGAGGAGGAGUGAGGGGCGAAGGAGCGGGCCCGGGGGCAGCGCGGGGCCGCUGAGGCACUAUCCUGGGCGGCCGCGGGCGGUGCGGCUGUCGGCGCUCACUUCUCGAGAGGAGAGCAGUGAAUCUAAGCUGGAAAGGUUUCAGCAGCUGCAUGACAGUGCCGUUAUUAACUUGGAUGAGCUGAAGCAGCUCAGCUGGUCUGGGAUCCCAGUAAAGGCUCGUGCAAACACAUGGCGCCUGCUAGCCGGCUACCUUCCCGCCAACACCGAGCGUCGCACCGAGACUUUAGAGCGCAAGCGAGCGGAUUACAAGCAUCUAGUGAGACAGUACUACGAUGCAGAGAGGGACGACGAUACUUACAGGCAGAUACACAUUGAUAUACCACGGAUGAGCCCGUUGGUUGCACUCUUUCAACAACACACAGUUCAGGUGAUGUUCGAACGCAUCCUCUACAUCUGGGCGAUCCGGCACCCCGCCUCGGGAUACGUGCAGGGCAUCAACGACCUCGUGACACCCUUCUUCAUGGUGUUCCUCCAGGAGGCCAUACCUGGCGAAGAGCUGGAUAACUACCCUCUGGACAAGCUGGAGGAAGCGCAGCGGGAUGUUAUUGAAGCAGACUCUUUUUGGUGCCUGUCUAAGUUUCUGGACAGUAUACAGGAUAAUUAUAUAUUUGCUCAGCUUGGGAUUCAGUAUAAGGUGAACCAGCUGAAAGACCUGAUCCGCCGCAUCGACCUGCCGCUCCACACGCACCUCCAGAACCACGGCGUUGACUACCUGCAGUUCUCCUUCCGCUGGAUGAACAACCUCCUCACCAGGGAGAUCCCACUCCCCUGCACCAUUAGACUGUGGGACACGUACUUGGCUGAGUCUGACGGCUUUGCUACCUUCCAGCUGUACGUGUGUGCAGCGUUCCUCCUCCACUGGCGCGAGCGUCUGAUGCUGGAGCGCGACUUCCAGGGCCUCAUGAUCCUGCUGCAGAACGUGCCCACGCACAACUGGACGGACUCCAGCAUCAGCCUGCUGGUGGCGGAGGCCUACCGCCUCAAGUUCGCCUUCGCCGACGCACCCAACCACCUCAACGCGGGCAAGUCGGACAGGUGACG
Cydia amplana is the source of this 1568-nucleotide messenger RNA. RefSeq names its product TBC1 domain family member 22A (gene Tbc1d22). Lineage: Eukaryota; Metazoa; Arthropoda; Insecta; Lepidoptera; Tortricidae. The transcript is spliced from 5 exons. Gene Ontology annotation, biological process: activation of GTPase activity. The coding region runs from base 46 to 1566 and encodes 506 amino acids. Gene Ontology annotation, molecular function: GTPase activator activity. The record is from RefSeq and is a predicted model, not a curated record.